This is a messenger RNA of Xylona heveae TC161, 684 nucleotides long. RefSeq names its product V-snare-domain-containing protein. Gene Ontology annotation, biological process: vesicle fusion; endoplasmic reticulum to Golgi vesicle-mediated transport. Lineage: Eukaryota; Fungi; Ascomycota; Xylonomycetes; Xylonales; Xylonaceae. The transcript is spliced from 3 exons. Gene Ontology annotation, cellular component: cis-Golgi network; Golgi membrane; SNARE complex. The coding region runs from base 1 to 684 and encodes 227 amino acids. The record is from RefSeq and is a predicted model, not a curated record. Gene Ontology annotation, molecular function: SNAP receptor activity.
AUGACUUCCUCAGCGGGCUCAGGCUGGGCUCAGCUACGACAGCAAGCUCGAUCAUUGGAGACUCAGACCGAGACCCUCUUCCAUACUUACUCGCAAUAUGCCUCGGUGCCGAACAUCCCGCCAAAACCAACAGAGGAUGAGCGAAAGAUCGAGUCGCAGCUAGAGGAAGUAUUCGAAAAGCGCGAGUCACUCAUCGGCCAACUGUCUCGUCUGUUAGACUCCGAAGCUGCGCUCACAGCUUCAGCGCUCAAACAAAAUAACCUGUCCCGGCACAGAGAGAUCCUUCAGGACCAUCGUCGAGAGCUUACUCGCAUUAAAUCGAACAUUGAAGAAGCUCGUAAUCGAGCAAACCUCCUGUCGAAUGUACGGUCCGAUAUCAACGCUUAUCGUUCCUCGAACCCAGAAGCUGCCGAAGCGGACUAUAUGUUGGACGAGAGAACCAGACUAGACCGCAGCCAUAAUGUUGCCGAUAGUGUUCUCAGUCAGGCGUAUGCGAUCAAUGAGAGUUUUGGGUUGCAGCGGGAGACGCUGGCGAGCAUUAACCGCAGAAUCGUCUCCGCGGCGAGCCAAGUGCCCGGCAUCAAUAGCCUAAUUGGACGAAUAGGCGCCAAAAAACGAAGAGACGGCAUAAUUCUAGGCAGCUUCAUCGCCUUCUGCUUUUUAGUCUUCUUCUUUCUUCUGUAA